AUGGUGGGUAAUGGUACUUUGAUUGAAAUUUGGAACCAUAAAUGGUUGCCUAUGGAGCGGUAUACAGCCAAGCCUUGGUCAGCCCCUCCAGAUGAUAGGCCUCAAUUUGUGUCUGAGUUGAUCAACUCGGCCACUGCUACAUGGAAUGUGCCAUUGCUGCAAAGGCUCUUCUCUCAGCGUGAAGUGGAAAUCAUACUCUCUAUCCCACUUGGUCAACGUCUUCCUCAAGACAAGAUUGUUUGGCAUCCUCACAAGAAAGGCCUCUUUACUACAAACAGUGCUUAUUUUGUAGCUCAGGACAUCUCUUUAAAUCAAAUUAUCAAUCCUCCCAUUGUUGAUGAGUUUCAACAGUCUGUUGGGCAUGUUUUGGCUGCAUGUCUAGUGGCCAAGGAAGUGUUGGGUACGGUUUCAUUGCAGCUUACGGUACCUCUGUCACCGGUUUUUAUCUUUAAAGAGUGGCUGUUGGAAUGUGUUAGGAAGACCACUAUGGAGCAAUUUGAGAAAUUCAUGAUGUUCCUGUGGGCUUUGUGGAAGAAUAGGAACGCUACUUUAUGGGAAGACGAACUGAAAUUGCUGGCUGACAUUGCUAUUAUCACUCUAAGUUGGCUCAAGGAGUAUAAACUCGUCCAUGCUUCAUCUAUUCCUAAUGUCAGAAUGGUGCACAGAUGGGUUUGUCCUCAAAAUGGUUUUGUCAAAUGUAACGUGGAUGGUAGUUUUGAUUAUGCUAGUUUGCGAGGAGGGGCUGGCUGUGUAGUUCGGGACCGGCAUGGCAGUUUUAUGGCUGGUACUGGAAGGCCAAUAGGGUGGGCGUCGUCAGCUUUCCAGGUUGAACUCCUUGCUCUCAAGAAUGGGGUCCAGUUUUCCAUCUCUAUGCACUAUUACAAGAUUCAUCUUCAGAUGCUGCAAAUGAGGAAUUUUGGGAUCUUGCCAAUCAUCAUCAGACGAAGAAUUGAUGAAUCUGCAGAUUACUGCUCUACAAGAGAUGGGAAGAAGAAGACGCCGGGGCUCAAUUCCUGGUCAAAGCCUGUAACAGCCAUGCCAUUACAUAUGUUCCACAUUAUGACACCCUUGGAGCUGAGGAUGAAGCCGUGUUAUGUAGUUUUUGUGGGUCUCUCAGCUGGUACUAAAGCUUAUUGA
Messenger RNA from Rosa rugosa (rugosa rose), 1137 nucleotides. RefSeq lists its product as uncharacterized. Gene Ontology annotation, molecular function: RNA-DNA hybrid ribonuclease activity; nucleic acid binding. The transcript is spliced from 6 exons. NCBI's taxonomy places the organism in Eukaryota, Viridiplantae, Streptophyta, Magnoliopsida, Rosales, Rosaceae. The record is from RefSeq and is a predicted model, not a curated record. The coding region runs from base 1 to 1137 and encodes 378 amino acids.